AUGCAAGUAGGGACUUAUGUUGCCAUAAAGGACUUGGACAACAUUCGGGUUCUUAUCGAUCGAUUGGAAGUUGAAAUUGAGUCCCUCUUGCGUAAUGCAAGCUUUGCCAUUGAGGAGGAUGCAGUUACAGUUGCAAUUGAGGAGAUUAAAAAGAAGUUGGGAGUGUUUAUGAAGAAUGUAGAGGAUUUGGGAGCUCAAGCUGAUACCUGCAGCCGUGACAUUCGAAGAGCAAGGACUGUGGUUCUGCAGAGGAUCAUAAAACAUUCCAACAACUAG
This is a messenger RNA of Prunus armeniaca (apricot), 276 nucleotides long. NCBI's taxonomy places the organism in Eukaryota, Viridiplantae, Streptophyta, Magnoliopsida, Rosales, Rosaceae. The record is from the annotation of a GenBank genome assembly.